CUUAAACUGGCAGAAAUGCGCUUACUUAAAGAGCACCUAAGUGAUUCUCCACAUUAAGAUCAGGACUCUUGUCAUGGUUAGUGCUACUAAGCCUGUGAAAACACUUUCUUAAAGGUGUCCUGUGGAAGAAACAAAAGAUAUGUUUAUAUUCACCGUUUCUCACCAAAAAAGUGCUAUGUAUAUUCUUGAUACGUACCAAAGGUGAUGAAUUUAUUUCCCUCCUCAAAACAUUUGCAAAGCUGAUUUAAAAAAAAAAAAAAAAGUAUUUUAAUUGUUUACAUUCGUGUUUGCUCGCUUGCAACGUAGCGUAAUGGCCGCGUUUCAUGGCACCUUACCAACACCUGUCGAUCAGUGGAAUCGUGUGAUACGGUUGGCAGGAAUGUGUGUUAUGUCACCUGUGUGUAUGUGCAGACCUGCCAAAAAAAAAAAAAACCCUGCUCAAUAGUAAUACUAGGGGUUAAAAUAACUAAAGAAAAAGAAUAACUCAGGGUAGCCUUAAAGGUGCUAUAUGUUUUCUCUGCCACCAAACGCGGUUUCAUGCCAGGAGCGGGUGGUUUUCUUGACAAGAGCUUCAGCCAUUAUUGCGUUUACAAGUUAAGAGGUUAUAAUACGCCCUCCGAGCAGCGCUACGUUUUCAGGGUGGAUUGGAGGCUACAGUGAACUGCUGUUGGAAAGUGACAGGACAACCGGGGCUAGCUGAUUAGUGUGCUAACUACAGUAGAAGAAAAGACGUGAUAGAGACAUUGGUGUUGCUUUGCACCUCUGGAGACAGCUCUUGGAGAGCAAAGGGCUGAAGUCUGAUGCUGCACUCACAAUGUUUCUUGUACACUGGUAAGUAAACAGCUGUUGAUGCUAACAUUGGCUAUAUAGCAACAACAAAACUUAAAAUUGCUCCUUUUAGGUCUGGGAAAAUAACCCCAAUGAUGUCAUCAGGGUGUGUAGGUUUAUACAAGGACUACAAUACAACAAUGUCAUCUGGCAAAGCAAUGGGGUGACUAAUCAAAUGCAUGCAACCACACCAUUGUGGUGGGUUAGUUUGUAACAUGAACGCCCCUAUUUCUACUGUUUACCAUUGAGACAACAGAUGAAUAACUGCUGUUGCGACAACUUUCCAGAGUAGUUAAAUCCUGUCUGAUAGCAUUAUAAAAAAUUUGCGCAGUGCUCUGGCAUCUGAUAAACCUUCAAACCCAUCUGUUACCCACACUGCACUUUGUUAUUAUUUCAUGUCUCACAGGUACCUGUAGCAACAAACCCCCGCCAACACAUUUUUUAUUUUUACGCAGGGCUGUUUUCAGUCUGCUCGCUGAUGGAAGAUACUGGUUGCAAAGUCAGGAUAUCUCGACCUCUGCAGCUCUGGUUUUGAACAUCUUUCUUUUUAAGGAGUCUCUCACCGGUCCCCACACUUAAUGGAAGAACAACACUAAAUCACUAGAGUGGCCCUUUAAAUGACUAACCUAAUUAAUAAGCUGAUACAUUACUCCUGAUUUUUAAGUUUUAAUUGUGCAAAAUAAUAACAUUUUUCACCUCUGUGGAAUAAUUUCAACACCUUCUUUAGUGAGGCAGACGUCUUGUUUAUUGUAGCCUAUCAGCUCAUGUUGUCUUUUGUCUUUUUUUGCCUUUUGUCUUUUUAUGCAAAUUUGCAUAAAACUUCUCUGCUGAACUGAUGUUUCAUGGUGGCGCAUUAUCAGCACUAACUGGCGGUCAUAGUGGUCACACCGGUCACACCACGGGUUUGACUCUACAUCACUAAGAGGCAGCCAUGUAUCACACAAACCUCCUGUUAUUUUGUCAUUUGGAUGUUCAGCCGUUAGAGGCCAAGCGAGGGGGGGAACCUUUUGAUCCGCGCUUCCUCGCAGCAGAAAUGAUUCACCUGUUUAUUCAAAUGACAACCUUAAGCUGAUGAUUAAAGUGUAAUAUGUACUAACGCGGAAUCUCAGCAUCCCACACACACACACACACACACACACACACACACACACACACACACACACACACCAACACUGGAGCUCCGCCACAGCCUGCAGCUGCAUUGACGGUAAACAGAGCAAGGUAGCGCAUGGGCAGCCAGCAGGGAAUUAUUCCACAUCGCAUCACAUCCCUGAGCAUACAUGGCGUCCUCACACACCGAGCCAUGAAUUUAGUGUGCAGGCUGACGGGGUAGCCGCCAAUUUUUUUUUUUUUCCUCUCUUUUUUUAUUUUUUUAUUUUUUUAUUUUUUGCAGCCAUCAUUCUCUGCGUCGGUGUGCAGCAGUGGGGAAGAUUCAGCGCACAUUGCUACGAUAGGUAUCAUCAUUUUUCGGGAUCAAGACGAUGGAUGUGGGUUCAUCCGGAUCUAUUCCUGCGAAUACGGCGGACGGGCGCGAUUCUUCUUUCUUUCUUUUCUUUUUUUUUAUUCAAGACGCAUCCACAUCUUCCGUAUGUUGCAAGGUGUCUUUGAAAAGGGAGCGGAGGAAAUGAGAAGAAAGGUCUAUUUUGACUCACGCCUGUCGAGAUGGAGGCAUCAUUAAGAAGACCUGUACAUUCAAGAUCAAACACACCUCAUUAGAUCAUUAAGGAUCACUGUCAUUCUGCGUAAGAGCAAAGAGCCAUCUCUUAGCUGUGACCUGCAAUGUUUUUUUUCUAUGAGCGCUGAAUCACAGCGAAGACUGAUCCCACCGUCGACCCGAUGUAGGAACUGCUCCCUCCGAUUCCCACAACCUCUACUCUUGCUUGGAUUUCAGCAUUCAGUCAAAUCCACCAGGACAGAGUAUGCCAUCUGCACCUUUUCACAGAAUCCUACGACCCCUUCUGCUCGGCACGUUUAUCCUGGGAUGCUUUGUGACUCUGUUUUUGAUGUAUUUUAAACCAUCCACCAGCUGGUUAUCAGGUCCCGUAGAGUCAACAGCAUCCACAGACCGGGUUAAGAACCUCUUCUCCACCAAGAGUGAUAAAAACGUAACCACCGUGCUGAUCUGGCUCUGGCCUUUCGGACAAACCUACGACUUGAGUGUCUGCAGCUCUCUCUUCAACAUCGAGGGCUGUUUUAUCACUGCAGACAGAAACCUCUACAAUAAGUCAGAUGGGGUCAUCAUCCAUCACAGAGACAUCUGCACUGACCUGUCCAACCUGCCGCCGUUCCAGCGACCAUCCUUCCAGAAGUGGAUAUGGAUGAACUUGGAGUCGCCGUCACACUCGUCCCAGCUGCCUGGGAUCGAGAACCUGUUCAAUCUGACUCUCAAUUACCGUCAGGAUGCUGACAUUGAAGUGCCUUAUGGGUCCAUCGUAGCGGCGGAGGGCGAGGAGGACUUUGUCCCGCCCAGCAAAAACAAGCUGAUCUGCUGGAUUGUGAGCAACUGGAACCAGGAUCACGUGCGGGUGAAGUACUACAAUGAGCUGUACAAACACAUCGAGGUUCAUGCGUAUGGACAAGCCUUCGGGGAGUACAUCUCUGACCAAGACUACUUCCCCACCAUCGCCAGCUGUAAGUUCUACCUGGCUUUUGAGAACUCCAUCCACAAGGACUACAUUACUGAGAAACUGUACAACCCGCUCUCUGUGGGGACAGUGCCAGUGGUUCUCGGCCCGCCCCGGCAGAACUACGAGAACUUUAUCCAGGGAGACGCUUUCAUCCAUGUGGACGACUUCACCUCGCCCAAGGAGCUGGCUGAUUACCUGCUGCUCCUGGACAAGAAUGAGGAAAUGUACCUCAGGUACUUUGAGUGGCGGCGGCACUUUAAAGUAAAGAAGGCCUAUUUCUGGGCAGAGCACACAUGCCUGGCUUGUGAUUACCUGCGUAGGCACAAGGAGUAUAAGGCAUUCAAUAACCUUGAUAAGUGGUACUGGGGUGGAUAAUGCUUUGAAGGGCUAUGCAGUGCUUGUUUUGUUGUUGAAGGCAGUGCUUUAAGAUUUUUGUCCUUCGGUUGACAUGAAGGUUCAUUACUGUUCUGUCCAGAGCUCCCGAAUGAUGUUUUUCUAUUGGUUCAGUGGCCCGGUGAGAUGUCUUGUUUGUUUGUUUUUUUUUAAUUUGCAAGCCAAUUUUGCUAAGCCUUACUUUGCCUUUUGAGUUAUCAGUUAUUAUUUGUAUUUAUUUUUUAUGAAUUACAAAUGCACUACAUUUUUUUUAAUUGUUAUUUCAACCCAUGUUUUGCUUAACAUGACCACAUUUGCUGCUAUUUUUAAUGUUUUUGUUCUAUUAUUAGUAUGAAUGCUUGAUUGUAUGAAUGUUCCUGUGUAACAGAUAAUAUUCAUGAUGCAAGGUUGUCAUUUUUUCUUUAAAUAUCACCUUCUCAUGAAGUGGCACACAGCAGACCUUGCUGCAGAAGGAGACUGACAUAAAAGUGAAAAUAUUUAUGUAAUAUUUAUUCAAGUGAGGCAUUAUAUGAUAAAAACAAUCUCAUCUGUGCUAGUGAUGCUGUCACCUAUGCAGUGUUUACUGAACUCAAAUGUGAAAGUAGGUCAAUUGUGUCAUGUACAUAUUGUGUACUUUUGGAAUUAUGUAGCUGUCAUUUUUUCAUAUUUUUGUAUGUUUGCAUUUGCACUUCUAAUUCAACUGUUACCUAUCUUUACAUAUGUACAGUAAGACAGACGGUCAUCGUAGUAUGUGGUUGUUGAUAGCAUAUGGUGAUCAUUACUCCGGUAGUCUCCAAUAGCAGAUGUGACUCUGCUCCGUGAGAGGGAGGUUACUAUUUUAAUCAUGUUAUGAAUUGUUCAUUGUCACAUGUAAUGUGUCACAGUGCAGUUGGAUCCCAUGUGGAUGAUGAUAGUACAGUACAUUCAUUGUACUGCAAUGUGAAAGUCCCACACAACCCAUUAUUUUGCAUUCUGAUUCGAUCUACAAAAGUCUGUAAUUUCUAACUGAUACGGUGACAGGAAAGAGCAUAAAAUUUAUACAUAACUGAAUCAUUUUAUUAAGCGAUUUUUCUGUGUGUACUGUACUCUCAUCCUACAAUUUGACUUUUAAAAAUUAACACUGAUAUUUUCAACUAUUUCACAAACACUUUGACCCUAUGUUAACAUAGGUAAACUAUGUUAACAUAGGGUCAAAGUGAGUGUGAAAUAGACCAGAUCUGACCAUGUGAGCUUUACUCACAUGUUUGGGACCUGUUAAGGAAAAAUGGGAGAUAUUCACGAUUACUGCAGGAUUAUCCAUGUUUCUGUCUUUGAAUCAUCACACCACAACGUUGCCUGGGGAGUUGGCGGUUGCAUGUGAAAGAUAUUCUUCUGGAUUUUUUUUUUCUUUUUGUUCGUAUACAAUCCUGUUUACAGCACAACACCACUCAAGAUCACACUACAAAAAGACAGCUCUUCAUCUGUUGAUAUCACACCACUUGUAAAUGUUGUCAAACAGCUAUUUCACUGAACAAUGCAUCUCAACAGCACCCAGCAGCUAUUGACACGAUGGUUACAUUUUUACUCAAGAACUGUGCAAAACCAUGUCAACAUUUUAUGCAAGAUAAACCGGUGGCUUCUUCUAAAAUAUUCUAACGUGUCAGGUUAUUAUCAUUCUGAUAUUUCUUCACUGUCAAAGGGACCAUUGAUAUAAAUUAUGAUGAAUUCAAUUAUUUUUCUUAUAUAAAUAUGGCCCUAAAUGCCAUAACGAAACCUGUAUAUAAACCUUGUUGUAAACUGAAUCAUCAUCUGGAUCCAAUGAGCCCACUAACACAGAUCAGUCCUGUCUGUGAAUCUGAACCAGACUGAGGGAGCUCCUGCAGUGGUUGCAUUCAUGGAGAAAGGAAGCAGUGUGUUGUAUAUAUUUUUAAUGUUCAAAUCUCUUUGAAACAUGCAAGUGUUGUCAGGCAGUGAAUGUGAUUUCGCUGUAUCUUUGUAAGUAAAGCUUGUGCUUCGAGAGACUGUGAAUCAAGACGAAAGGAGAGAGACACUUGAAAAGGAUAACCAGCGUCAGAGACAAUGGUUUUAGUGUUGUAAGGUGGAUGAUUUCAUCAGGCAAUUUUACACUGAAGAAGUUGUUUUUUUUUUUUUUUCCUGAUUAGGCAGUAAUCCUGUUGGCAUGACCCAAUUGAAAAAGUUGUACGAAAUCGCAGCAGAGAUAUAGCACUUUUAUUCAUGUGGAGUUGUGUGACUCACUGUGCUGGUGGCUGUCUUAGAUGGAGCUUUUGUGAGUUCAGAAACUGUCAUCCAAGACCUCAGCCUGUCCCACAGAUUAACUAUGAAGCUGCCACUCAUGGUUUCAUAUUGUACAGUCCAAUCUCAUGUAUGAAAACAAAGGUUUCUUGUCCAAUGUGGUUAGUGACUUUAAGAAACAAAAGAUUUGUUUUUCUGCGUGUUGUCUGUCUCUGUCAUCCUCUCUCCCUUUCUCUCUUUUUUUUUUUUUUUUCCGCACUAAAACAAAAAUGGGGAGCUGUGGCUUCUCAGCUCCCAGCCCCCACCCCCACCCCCACCCCACCCCCGUCUGAGUCUGUGAGUGUGUCACAGCACCAGAGAGUGAAUCAGGAUGUCUCUGGAUACUGUCUGACCUGGCACUGAUAUUGCUGGAGUCCUUAAAAACACUGUAUACUGAGUAGGACGAAAUCUUCAUGUGUGGUCGAACAUGAAGAUUUCUCCAAAAAUGCUCAUUUUCUGCCAGUUCACUGAAAUGAUCAGUGAGUCAAUCAGUACAAGUUUUUUGCCAAAUCAAUGUAUUUUGCCAAAUGUUGUGUUUUAACUGUAGAUGUCUGAUAGUGUCAAAAAAAAUAAAGAUAUGGAUAAAUGAGUAAACACGAA
Messenger RNA from Seriola aureovittata, 6698 nucleotides. RefSeq names its product fucosyltransferase 9a (gene fut9a). NCBI's taxonomy places the organism in Eukaryota, Metazoa, Chordata, Actinopteri, Carangiformes, Carangidae. Gene Ontology annotation, cellular component: membrane. Bases 2748 to 3830 code for a protein of 360 amino acids. Gene Ontology annotation, molecular function: alpha-(1->3)-fucosyltransferase activity. The transcript has 3 exons. The record is from RefSeq and is a predicted model, not a curated record.